GAGACGUGGGGGAGAGACUGAUUUAUACAUAGGAAGAAUAGGCAGACAGAGAGAUACCGAAACGAAGGAAGUGAGUGAUACGUGAGGGUGAGAGGGGAGAGAAAGGGGGAUAGAAGGAGAGAGAGAGAGAGAGAGAGAGGGAAGAGAGAGAGGGAAGAGAGGGGUUGUAUGAAGUCUGCAGUCCUGUGUUGAGGGAGAGGAGUGAGGCAGGCUCUCGUAACUGCAGUGUGCAGGAUUGCUCUGUGCGUGUGAGUGCGCGCCAGUGUGAGUGUGUGUGUGUGUGUGUCUGUGUGUGUGUGUGCGUGUGAGUGCGCAUGAGGCAGAGAUCAGGAGCUCAGGGACUUUGUCCUGGAUUUCAACCUGAUUGAGGCUCCUGAACCUGGACCGAGGACACGGCAUACCCCCUCCCUCCAUCCAUGCUGGAGCACACCCUCCAGCUACUCCUCCUGCUACUCCGUGUGUAUGUGAACUCUGUGCAGCGUACUCAGAGAAAGCGAGAUGGACAGGGGAACAGGAGGCGGCACAUACGUGUGAGCUAGUGUGUGUGUGUGUGUGCGUGUGCGUGUGUGUGAGUCGUAGUCAUGUGUGUACGUGCGUGUGUGUAACUCGGCAGUGAGUGCUCUCUCGUGGCGGCUGCCAACAGAACCCAGGGACAGUAUAUGGAUAAAACCUCCCUCUAUCAGCUCAUCCAAGAGCAGCAACUGGACCCUGAGCGGACUGGUUUUGUAGCAGUGGAGAAUUUUACCAGUCUGGUGGAACACCAUGAGCUGCAGCUGGAUCCCAGUAAGCUGGACAUGCUUUUUGCACUGGUCCAGAGCAACGAACAUGGACAAGUCUGCUACCAGGAGCUCAUCGAACUGAUGAGCAGUAAACGUUCCAGUAGUUUCCGGCGUGCGAUCGCUAAUGGCCGACGGACGCUACAGCGGGACAUCCUAUUGGAUGAGACAGGACUGGGCGUGUACAAGCGUUUUGUGCGUUACGUGGCCUAUGAGAUUCUGCCGUGUGAGACGGACAGACGCUGGUACUUCCAUCAGAGUCGCCUCUGUCCUCCCCCUGUCUUCAUGGCCGUCAUAACCAUUAUCCAGAUCGUGGUUUUCCUGUGUUAUGGAGUGAUGCUGAAUAAGUGGGUGUUGCAGACCUAUCAGCCUGAGUUUAUGAAGAGUCCACUGGUCUACCACCCCGGACACAGGGCACAGGUCUGGAGGUUUCUCAGCUACAUGUUCAUGCAUGUUGGUUUGGAGCAGUUGGGUUUUAAUGCUCUGCUCCAGCUGAUGAUAGGAGUUCCCCUGGAGAUGGUCCAUGGAAUCCUUCGCAUCAGUCUGCUCUACAUGACCGGAGUCGUGGCUGGGUCUCUCACCGUAUCGAUCACUGAUAUGAGGGCUCCAGUUGUGGGCGGGUCUGGAGGUGUCUAUGCCCUGUGCUCAGCUCAUCUGGCCAAUGUUGUCAUGAACUGGGCUGGGAUGAGAUGUCCAUAUAAGCUACUACGGAUGAUCCUGGCACUGGUCUGCAUGAGUUCGGAGGUGGGUCGUGCAGUCUGGUUGCGUUUCUCUCCUCCCCUCCCGUCCUCGGGUCCUCAGCCCAGUUUCAUGGCCCACCUGUCAGGGGCAAUAGUGGGCAUCAGUAUGGGCCUCCUUAUCCUGCGCAGCUACGAGGAGUCACUCCAUAAACAGUGCUCCUGGUGGGUGCUGGUCUUCUCCUUCAUCACCUUCCUCCUCUUUGCUAUCUUCUGGAACAUCUUCGCCUACGAGCUGCUGGGGGUUCAGAUCCCGCCCCCGCCGUGAGGACACGCCCACACGCAGCGCCCACUCACGUAGACACGCCCACUUUGCGUUGAGAGAAAUGUUUUGGCUACAUUCCAUUGUUAUAGAUUUCACCCUGACAGACAAAUUAAACUCCUUUUUAAUGGGAGUUUAACUGGGAGAUCUGGAUCAACUCAUUUGUGUUGGAGAUCUGUAACCUUCUGAAGACAUGCACACACA
This is a messenger RNA of Chanos chanos (milkfish), 1979 nucleotides long. RefSeq names its product rhomboid, veinlet-like 1 (Drosophila) (gene rhbdl1). The transcript has 9 exons. Lineage: Eukaryota; Metazoa; Chordata; Actinopteri; Gonorynchiformes; Chanidae. Gene Ontology annotation, molecular function: serine-type endopeptidase activity. Gene Ontology annotation, cellular component: membrane. The coding region runs from base 660 to 1781 and encodes 373 amino acids. The record is from RefSeq and is a predicted model, not a curated record.